Molecule: messenger RNA, 2805 nt
Organism: Amphiprion ocellaris (clown anemonefish)
Lineage: Eukaryota; Metazoa; Chordata; Actinopteri; Pomacentridae
Gene: xrcc5
Product: X-ray repair complementing defective repair in Chinese hamster cells 5
Exons: 21
Coding region: 98-2269 (723 amino acids)
Biological process (GO): cellular response to X-ray; double-strand break repair via nonhomologous end joining; DNA recombination
Cellular component (GO): Ku70:Ku80 complex; nucleus
Molecular function (GO): telomeric repeat DNA binding; double-stranded DNA binding; damaged DNA binding
Source: RefSeq, a predicted model, not a curated record
GUAAACAGGAACCUUUGUUGCUGUUCCGUCUAGUUAGUGUUUCUUUCCGGAGCCAUAAUAGAGUGGCACGCAGUCUUUGGAAGAGGGAAGAAAGAAAAUGGCAGGUGCUAAAUCAGCUCUGGUUCUGUGCAUGGAUGUGGGCUUCUCCAUGUCCAACUCUGCUCCGGGUGAAGAGCCUCCCUUUGAACUUGCCAAGAAAGUCAUCCAGAAGUUUGUCCAGCGCCAGGUUUUUGCAGAGACUAAGGAUGAACUGGCUUUAGUUCUGUUUGGCACAGACGCCACCAAUAACCCUCUGGACCAGGACGACCAGUACCAGAACAUCACAGUGCAUCGUCACCUCAUGAUACCCGACUUUGAGCUUUUGGUAGAGAUUGAGAAUCAGAUUCAUCCAGAGAACCAGCAGGCUGAUUGGUUGGAUGCCCUUGUAGUCUGCAUGGAUCUUCUUCAGACAGAAACACAGGGGAAGAAGUGCAAUCGUCUCAACAUUGUCCUCCUGACUGACCUGAACACCCAGGCCAGCCCAGAUAAUCUGGAUGUUAUUAUUGAAAACCUGAAACAAGCUGGCAUCACCCUGCAAUUCUUUUUGCCUUUCCGUCUGGAGGAGGAUGAGGAAGGUGAAGGAGAUGCAGACAGAAGAGACUCUGGCCACCCAGGAACAGGCAAAGGUCUGUCCAGAGAACAAAAGAGCGGCCUGGAGAUGGUGAGACACGUUAUGCUAAGUCUGGACGAGGAGGAUGGCCUGGAAGAAGUUUACAGCUUCAGGGAUGCAAUCGAGCAGCUUUGUAUGUUCAAGCGUAUUGAGAGGAGACCCAUGGCCUGGCCCUGUCAGCUGACCAUUGGCAGCGCUCUCUCUAUCCGUAUUGUUGGCUACAAAGCAGUGACUGAGGAGAAAUUGAAGAAAAUGUGGAUUACAGUUGAUGCUCAAACCACCAAAAGAGAUGACGUGAAGAGAGAGACUGUCUACUGCCUGGACGAUGACAAUGAGACGGAGGUGCAGAAGGAUGACAUCAUUCAAGGUUUUCGUUACGGAAGUGACAUUGUUCCGUUCUCCAAAGUUGAUCAAGAUCAGAUGAAAUACAAACACGAUGGGAAGUGUUUCGCUGUGCUGGGCUUUGCCAAACAGAGCAUGGUACAACGCCAUCAGUUCAUGGGAAAUCAGGUUGUCAAGAUGUUUGCUGCCAAGGAUGACGAGCAUGCAGGAGUGGCGCUGUCAGCUCUUAUCCGAGCGUUGGAUGAACUUCAAAUGGUGGCCAUUGUGCGUUACGCUUACGACAGGCGCAGCAACCCUCAAGUGGGCGCAGCUUUCCCAUGUAUCAAGCAGGACUAUGAGUGUUUGAUGUAUGUCCAGCUGCCCUUCAUGGAAGACCUCAGACACUUUACAUUUCCUUCUCUUGAAAACAAAAAGCUCACUCCAUCAGACGCUCAGCUGUCUGCUGUCGACUCUCUCAUUGACUCUAUGAUGCUGGUCAACAAAGAUGAGAAUGGAGAGCAGAAGGACUUGUUCAAGCCCCACAACAUUCCCAACCCUGCCUUCCAGAGGCACUUCCAGUGUCUGCAUCAUCGGGCAGUAAGCCCCGGUACACCUCUUCCCGCCAUGGAGCCAUGGCUGCAGGCUACUCUAGAUCGCCCUGAGGUCAUUAGAGAACGCUGCCGGGCUCCACUAGAGGAGAUGAAGAGGAAGUUCCCUCUCACUGAAGUUGAAAAGAAAAAGAAACUGAAGACUAGUGCUCAGAUUUUUGGCAAAGAUGCUGAGGAGUCAGAUGCCAAGAAUGAAAAAGACGAGGCAGAGGAGGACUAUAACUUGGCUGACAUUGCUGAAGGCUCUGUCACCUCGGUUGGAAGUGUGGAUCCAGCCCGAGACUUCCGCACUCUGAUCAAGCAGAAGAGUCUUCCGUUCAGAGAGGUCUGUCAGCAACUGACUCACAGGAUCGAGCAGUUGCUUAGCAACAAGGACACACUGUACUACAUGAAAAGUAUCACCUGUAUCCAGGCUUUCAGAGAGCAGUCAGUUAAGCUGGGGAAUGCUGAUCUGUACAAUAGCUACCUCCAGUCCCUGAAAAGCAGCAUCGAAAACAGGGGGCUGGAAGUCUUCUGGGACCUGCUUGUUCAAGAUGCUGUGACUCUGAUCAGCAAAGAUGAGGUGGAAGGAAGCACCAUAUCCAAAACCGAAGCCAAUCAGUUCCUGGUUGCUGAGGAGAAGAAAGAGGAGGCAGCUGCGCCACAGGUUGAAGAUACUGGAGAUGUGGAUGACUUGCUGGACAUGAUGUAAGAAGGGAGGCAGUAGGAGUGUCUGCACUGGACCUUACAGAAAUUCCAAGAAUGCACCCUUACAGCACAGCCAGACCAAACCUCUUUAGCCGUCCUUUGUUCUUUCCUAAACUUUGGAGACCAGUGAAAUUUUUGCAACUGGUGAUAUUCAGUAAGUGCAAGUAUACUGUACUGGACAGUGUUUGGCUCAACUGUAGUUUACACAUGCUUUAUAAAAACACUUUGUUUAGAAUCCACCAAAACUAUUCCUAAUGCUUCAGGCCAAGGAUUUAUGUAUUUUAUUUUAAAUGUCAGAAUUACAGUAACUUCUAUGAAUCUUGCUCUAAUUCAAUGAUUAUUUGCAGUCUUGCUGGAUACUUGAUAUAUUUGUGCACUAGAAACCUUUAGGACUUGACAGAAGACAGCACUGCCGUGUCUUCCUAACUGCAGGUUUAUUAUGUCAAAACAGUAAAGCUUAAUGGUUGAUAAAGAAUGCAUGGCUUGUGUUAUAUUUCUGUAUCACAAAGUACUCAAGAUGAAUACAGCUUUUUCUUCUUC